Messenger RNA from Closterium sp. NIES-65, 300 nucleotides. Lineage: Eukaryota; Viridiplantae; Streptophyta; Zygnematophyceae; Desmidiales; Closteriaceae. The record is from the annotation of a GenBank genome assembly.
AUGAGUCUGGAGAUCGCUAUUGAAGGCGAGGGUGCAGAGGAGGAGGAGGAGGAGGAGGAGGAGGAGGAGGAGGAGGAGGAGGAGGAGGAGGAGGAGGAGGCGGAGGAGGAGGAGGAGGAGGAGGAGGAGGAGGCGGAGGAGGAGGAGGAGGAGGAGGAGGAGGAGGAGGAGGAGGAGGAGGAGGAGGAGGAGGAGGAGGCAGCGGAGGAGGUGGAGGAGGCGGCAGAGGGGAGAGGUGCGGUUGCAGCAACGGGUGGUGAGGAUGGUGGUGUUGGUAGCGGGGUUGGGACAGGGAUGUAG